Molecule: messenger RNA, 5016 nt
Organism: Sycon ciliatum
Lineage: Eukaryota; Metazoa; Porifera; Calcarea; Leucosolenida; Sycettidae
Product: mucin-19-like
Exons: 12
Coding region: 38-3169 (1043 amino acids)
Source: RefSeq, a predicted model, not a curated record
UGAAGCAGCAGCAGCCACAGCCACACCUGCAGUCUCUAUGGCAGAUACAGUGACGUCCACAGUAGCCACUAUGGCAGAAGUCACAGAAGCCGCUAGAGGAACAGUUGCAGACACAAUGAUGCAAACGGCAAUGGCCAUGGGCACAGUCGCAACUAGAGAGUCAUCCUCAUCAGAAACAUGCCAAGCGGCCGUAACAGGAAGCACAGCUGAGGCAGCAGCAGCCAAAGCAACACCUACUGUCUAUGUGGCAGAUACAAUGGCGGCCACAGUAGCCGCUACGGCAGAAGUCACAGAAGCCGCUAGAGGAACAGUUGCAGACACAAUGAUGCAAACAGCAACAGCCAUGGGCACACGCGCAGGUAGCGCGUCAUCCACAUCAGAAAUAUGCCAAGCGGUCGUAGCAGGAAGCACAGCUGAGGCAGCAGCAGUCAAAGCAGCACCUCCCGUCACUGUGGCAGAUACAUUGUCGCACACAGUAGCCGCUGCAGCAGAAGUCACAGCAGCUGCUACGGCAACAGUCACCAACACAAAGAUGCAAACGGCAACAGCCAUGGACACAGUCGCAGCUAGAGAUUCUUCCACAUCGGAAACAUGCCAAGCGGCCGUAACAGGAAGCACAGCUGAGGCAGCAGCAGCCACAGCAACACCUACGGUCUCUGUGGCAGAUAGAGUGUCGUCCACAGUAGCCGCUACGGCAGAAGUCACAGCAGCCGCUACAGGAACAGUUACAGACACAAUGAUACAAAUGGCAACACCCAUGGACACAGUCGCAGCUAGAGAGUCAUCCACAUCAGAAACAUGCCAAGCAGCCGUAACAGGAAGCACAGGACGGGCGGAAGCAGUGUUUGAUUCGUCCGACCAUAGCACAGCGGCUCAUGCUUUACGCAUGACAUGGCGAGUACGCAUCGCUCCCUCAGCAGGCAACAGGCGCUGGCGGCCAAAGAUUGGGUCCAGAUAUGGCCGGACCAACCAGAUCGGUUCCGCAACCCCUGUUUCUCUUCUUGUUUUAACUGGAGCAGAGGCAGAAGCUGUCACAGCAGCACUUACAGUCCCUGUGGCAGAUACUGUGACACAUGCAGCAGCCGCUACGACCACAAUUGCAGACAACGCGGGGCACACAGCAGCCGCUAUGGCAGAAGUCACAGCAGCCGCUACAGCAACAGUCGCAGACACAAUGAUGCAAAUGGCAACAGCCAUGGACACAGUCGCAGCUAGAGAGUCAUCCACAUCAGAAACAUGCCAAGUGGCCGUAACAGGAAUCACAGACAAUCCGUUUCAUCUGGUUAGGUUUGUGUGUGACAUUCAACCAUGGUUGAACGAAGUUGACGCAGAUCGACUGCGACAGAUGGUGAUCAAGAAACAUCUCAUAACUGACAGCGCAUCAAUAGAGAGACUAAAGAGAAUUCGGUCCCGGGAUGGACAAUCUGCUCAUAAUAAGGAGCUCAUCCAGUUGCUCAGAGCUGGUGGCCUAAAGACUUAUCGUGAUCUCGGUGUUGUCAUUGAGGAACUUGGGUAUGUGGACAGGAGCAAGGACAUGCUCUCCAUUUUGUCCCACACAGCUGAUGCAGCAGCAGCCACAGCAACACCUGCAGUCUCUAUGGCAGAUACAGUGACGUCCACAGUAGCCGCUGUGGCAGAUACUGUGACCCAUACAGCAGCCGCUACGACCACACUCACAGACAACGUGGCGCACACAGUACCCGCAAUGGCAGGAGUCACAGCAGCCGCUACAGGAACAGUCGCAGACACAAUGAUGCAAAUGGCAACAGCCAUGGGCACAGUCGCAGCUAGAGAGUCAUCCACCUCAGAAACAUGCCAAGCGGCCGUAACAGGAAGCACAGCUGAGGCAGCAGCAGCAACACCUACGGUCUCGGUGGCAGAUACAGCGUCGCCCACAGUAGCCGCUACGGCAGAAGUCACAGCAGCCGCUACAGCAACAGUCGCAGACACAGUGACACAAACGGCAACAGCCAUGGGCACAGUCGCAACUAGAGAGUCAUCCACAUCAGAAACAUGCCAAGUGGCCGUAACAGGAAGCACAGGACGGGCAGAAGCAGUGUUUGAUUCGUCCGACCAUACCACAGCGGCUCAUGCUUUACGCAUGACAUGGCGGGUACGCAUCGCUCCCUCAGCAGGCAACAGGCGCUGGCGGCCAAAGAUUGGGUCCAGAUAUGGCCGGACCAACCAGAUCGGUUUUGCAACCCCUGUUUCUCUUCUUGUUUUAACUGGAGCAGAGGCAGAAGCUGUCACAGCAGCACUUACAGUCCCUGUGGCAGAUACUGUGUCACACGCAGCAGCCGCUACGACCACACGCGCAGACAACGUGGCGCCCACUGUAGCCGCUACGGCAGAGGUCACAGCAGCCGCUACAGCAACAGUCGCAGACACAAUGAUGCAAACAGCAGCAGCCAUGGGCACAGUCGCAACUAGAGAGUCAUCCACAUCAGAAACAUGCCAAGCGACCGUAACAGGAAGCACAGGACCCGCGGAGGCAGCUGUCGAUUUGCCCGGCCAUACCACAGCCUUCCAUGCUUUGUGCGUGGUAUGGAGAGGACGCCUGACCACCUCAGCAGCCAACACUCGUUGGUGGUCAAAGAGUUGGUCUGGUGAUGCCCUGGCUAACCGCAUCGGUUCCGCCGCACCUGUAACUCUUCUGUUUUUAACCAAUGCUGAAACAGUAGCAGCAGUCACAGCAGCACAUGCAGGCUACGAGGUAGAUGCAGUUGCACCCACAGCAGCCUCUACAGCAACAGUCGCAGACACAAUGAUGCAAGCGGCAACAGCUAUGGACACAGCCGCAGCUAGAGAGUCAUCCACAUCAAAAACAUGCCAAGCGGCCGUAACAGGAAUCAUAGACAAUCCGUUUGACACUGGAACUUUCACUAGUCGCAUACUUCCAAAGUUAUGCGAAAUACCCUGUGCAAUGUUUCGCAGGAGUGUUCAGAAGCAGGGUCUACUACACAAUAUGGCAGAAAUCAAUGAAUUGAUGCGCACAGAAAAGUACGAGCCAGUAGAAAACCAUAAUGUCAAGAUCAUCGGAUACAUCCAUCCUGGAGGAGUGGAUUCCUACAAAAAGCUCUGUGCAGCCAUCAAAGGCCUGAAGUAUGAAGUUUUGUACAGAGAGAUGAUCAUACUGCUUCCUGCUGACCGUCAGCCUAGAGAUGAUUGACCCACACUGGCUGCUCACAGUGCUACGAGUUUAUGAUGUGGAUGAUCAUCAUCGUCAGUGACAGCAGCAUCACCAGUAUCAGCCACAGCAGCAUCACCAGUAUCAGCCACAGCAGCAGCAGCAACAGCAACAACAACAGCAGCAGCAGAAGUAGCAGCAGCAACAGCAGCAACAGCAGCAACAGCAGUAGCAGCAGAAGCAGCAGCAACAGCAGCAACAGCAGUAGCAGCAGCACAAGCAUACUCAUGACCUAAUUAUCAGGUACACUACUUUGUGUGAUUCCUGCUCUGGCGCAACUAUGUACACACACUGUACAACUAUGUACACACACUGUGCAACUAUCUGCUGAGCUAGUGGUUGCGGAAGCAGGUGUUCUUGCCAUUUAAUAGCUCUAUUGCUACCCGUUGUUAUUUUUUCUUCCUGCCAUUUAUUUCCUUUCCUCCUAUGCUCCUUACAUAUUCGCCUUUAUGUUAUUGGGCCACUACAGGUUUGAUUGUACAACUAUGUACUGUACACACACUGAACAAGGCAGAGGAGAUUUGUUUUUUCGGUUUGGUUUUCGAUACGAGAAACAAUAUUCGCUCAUUUGUUCAGCUGCAUAAUAUUUCUGCAUAAUAUUUCUGCAAGAUAUUUCUGCAUUGUUUUAUUUUGUCUGGUCUCAGUAGUUGUUGCAGUUAUGCUAGGGUUUACCAGGUGUUAGCGGCCGUCGUGAACGGACACGAUUUACUUUUUUCACUUUUUAUCAUCCUAGUCAACCUGGGACAACUUCAGUAGACCAUAUUUGUAAGUGGAUUGAUCAAGAUCUGCCUUCACUGUUCCGUACAUUCCAAAUUCUCUCGGCUGGAGAUCUGUUUUUUUCUGUCUCUUUGGCGUUCAAACUGCAUUUAGGGCUACGUAAUGGUGUUUAAAUUGGCGUGUGAGCAACACUGGCUCACACUCAAAACUAUUUUUACUUCACCAUAAGCACAGGCAAAAUCUGCCUUCCCACUGUGUUGAUGACGGUAGCACAACACAGAAGUGUCACUGCUGCCUUUUGUGGAGCACUUUUCAGAGUGUGUUUCUUUGUGUUAUUUCUUGCUGUUCCCUGCUUCCUCUUCUGUCCUUUUUGCUAGCCACUGCCAUAAGCCAUCAUCUGAUUAUCUUUUUUUCCUUCUCUGCGACAUUAGAUUUGUAGACCGUUAAUUUUAUGUUUCAAACUCCAUGUUGUUGUCUCUCCUCUCCGGGAGUCCCCCCCCCCCCCCACACACACACUCACACCCAUCAUUCCCAUCCCGUACCCAACCCCACGCAUACACACCACACCACACCUCUACAUUAUCGUGCUACUGUUUUCAUUGAGUAGUCUUGGUCAUGCUAAUUACAAUAGAAAUCCCCUCCUCCUCUCCCACAUGUCUAUUUCACCUCUCUUUACAAGUCAUGCUCCCUCUAGUAUUAAACUAUUAUUCUCGGGAGAGAGUAGUGUUUGGUUAUCAUAUUUUUCGAUCUUUUUUAUUUUCCCUCUAAUGAAAAUGACUGUGAGUGACGAUAGGGUAAUUUUAAAUGUUUUGCGAGAGUUGGCAGUCUCGGAGGGCCGGCUGUCAGUGAUUUGGAGAUGAUGUUGGACAGGACACUACCCAUGUAUUCUCCUGGCAUGUUUUUUUUGUUUUGUCACAGGUGUUAUAUUGUUUUGGUUUUUACAUUGAUUUUGUAUGUCGAAACAAGGGGAUUACGGAUUUUUGACUCUUUCCUCUACCAAAUGCCACUGUUUACACAUGUAUUUGUUUUCAUUUUUUGGUGUUGUGUUCUAGUCAUUCAUCAUGCCACCGUGAAUUGUAUUCUGUUUGCCCGUAAAAGAGGCCUGUGUUUUA